AAAAAUUCAGUGAAGCUACGAUGAGAUUACGAUUUACUUAUGAUUUGACCUUAGAGUAAGUAGGUUAAUAAAUGUAAGAUUUUGUACAUUUUACUUUUAUUAUUUUGUAAUAGUUUAUGAUUUUUUUCAUGUUUGUUCACUAAAUUAUCUGUAAAUAAACAUACAAUAAUGAGGGAAAUAGUCCAUAUUCAAGUCGGAAGAUGUGGAAACCAGAUUGGAUCGAAGUUCUGGGAAGUAAUAUCCGACGAGCAUGGGAUAGACCCUAACGGCUGCUAUUCAGGUGACUCCGAGCUUCAACUAGAACGGAUCAACGUUUACUACAACGAAGGAGCUGGUGGAAAAUACGUCCCACGCGCCGUAUUAGUCGACCUUGAACCUGGCACUAUGGAUUCCAUACGCGCUGGACCUUACGGACAAAUUUUCCGACCUGACAACAUAGUCUAUGGCUCGAGUGGUGCAGGCAAUAACUGGGCUAAAGGACACUAUACUGAAGGAGCAGAAUUGCUUGAAUCUAUCCUUGACGUUGUUAGAAAAGAAGCAGAAGGUUGCGACUGUUUACAAGGAUUCCAAGUCGUCCAUUCAAUCGGAGGCGGCACAGGUUCCGGAUUAGGAACGUUACUGCUAUCGAAUCUUCGAGAAGAAUAUGCCGAUAGAAUAAUAUUAACCUUUUCAGUGGUACCAAGUCCCAAAGUGUCUGACACUGUUGUGGAGCCAUAUAACGCAACGCUCUCCGUAAAUCAGUUGAUAGAAAAUUCUGACCAAUCAUUUUGCAUUGACAACGAAGCGUUGUACGAUAUUUGCUUCAGGACUUUAAGGUUGCAUACGCCGACGUAUGGGGAUUUGAAUCAUUUGGUUUCAGCGACUAUGUCUGGAGUAACAACGUGUUUACGUUUCCCUGGGCAGUUGAAUGCAGAUUUACGCAAGCUUGCGGUAAACAUGGUGCCUUUUCCAAGGUUGCAUUUCUUCAUGCCCGGAUUCGCCCCAUUAACUGCUCGUGGAAGUCAAAAAUACCGUGCUUUAACUGUACCGGAACUAACUCUACAGAUGUUUGACGCUAAAAACAUGAUGGCUGCUUGCGAUCCCCGUCAUGGACGCUAUUUAACAGUGGCUGCAGUCUUCCGUGGUCGUAUGUCUAUGAAAGAAGUUGACGAGCAAAUGCUUAACAUCCAGAACAAGAAUAAGGACUACUUCGUGAAAUGGAUACCAAAUAAUGUCAAAACUGCUGUCUGCGAUAUUCCGCCACGGGGUAUGAAGAUGUCUGCUACAUUCAUCGGUAACACCACAGCGAUCCAAGAACUUUUCAAGAGAAUUUCAGAACAAUUCACAUCUAUGUUUAGAAGAAAAGCUUUCAUUCAUUGGUACACGGGUGAGGGAAUGGAUGAGAGUGAUUUUACUGAGGCGGACAAUAAUCUGAAUGAUCUGAUUUCGGAAUACCAACAGUACCAGGAUGCGACGGUUGAGGACCAGGAGUUUGAAGAUGAGGAGGAUGAGACGGCGCCUAAUGAUGAAAGUGAUGAAUGAGUUUUGUUUUCUAUUUUGUUAUUUAUUAAAUUAUUGUUGUAUUCUU
Maniola jurtina (meadow brown) is the source of this 1567-nucleotide messenger RNA. Its product is annotated as tubulin beta chain-like. The transcript has 2 exons. Lineage: Eukaryota; Metazoa; Arthropoda; Insecta; Lepidoptera; Nymphalidae. Bases 169 to 1521 code for a protein of 450 amino acids. The record is from RefSeq and is a predicted model, not a curated record. Gene Ontology annotation, biological process: microtubule cytoskeleton organization; mitotic cell cycle. Gene Ontology annotation, molecular function: GTP binding; GTPase activity; structural constituent of cytoskeleton. Gene Ontology annotation, cellular component: cytoplasm; microtubule.